AUGCAGGCAUGGCUUGAGCGCAGAAGCGCCUUUGCAGCCUGUCAGUUGUCGGCAGCUCUGCUCCAAACUACCUUUGCCCAAACGCAGCUCUCGGUCGAUGCAGAUUUGGUCUUGAUGCAAGAGUGGGCAGCGAAGUUUCAUGUCCAUGCCAGUCAACAGGUGCGCUUUCGGUGGACGAAAGUCUCAGCCUGUGCCAAGCUGUUUGCGGGGGUGCAGCAGCGAGGCGUGGCGGCCACCCAGGACACCAUUUCCAAGCUGUUGGAGGGUGUGCCUUUGAAUGAUGGGCACCCAAUCCUGAUUGUUGACUGCAUGCCCAACCGGAUUCCAGACCUGGUGGGGAACAAGUACCUGUCCAGCCAUGCGUCGCAGCUCAAGGACCUGGAUGCCAAAGUCGCAGGGGCCAAGGCUAUUUCCCAAGCUUUGAAGGGUAAGGGGGAAGCGCCGUCAGUUCCCACAACACAUGCGACCCACGGCAAUGACACGGGCUCAGGAGGUCAAGACCGCAUGGUGGCUUCCCCAGAUUUUGGUGAUGAUGCGAUCCCCGACAUUGAGAAGCGAGUGAACUUGGAAACCAAGACCCUGGAUGAAUUCAAUGCUUCCAGGCUGGUGUGCAAAGCCAACAUGCAGCAGGCCUCUCUGGCCAUUUGCAAGGACAGCAACGAUGGCAGCCUCUGGAUCCUGAACGAUGAGGUUCAGAACUGUGAGUUGAAAGCCCGUGAGCUAUUUGGUUUCAACAUUGGAUCUUUCCAAGAACUUCCAACAGGAGAUGCAUCAUCGGUGACCGACCAGCUGCCUUGGAUCAUCCAAUCUGACCUGGAUUUGGUGGUCUUGGUGUCCAGUGGUUCUGAUGGAAACCCCAGCACGGAGAUCAUGACCGUUUCGGAAGUGUUUUGCUGGAUCACCAGGUUUUCCAAGAUCGGGCAUACUGGUUUAGAUUCUAGAGCCCAGCUUGCCAUGCCACCUUUAGAUGCGGUGGAUCGACUAUCGGAUGAUGCUGAAGUGCUGGAGGUAUCGCCCACACAAGCACCAAGACCACCGGCUUUGAAGAAACCCAAGGCAACAGCAAAGGCUUCGGGGACACCAAAAGCACUGAAACCCAAGCCUUCCCCGAAAAAGGGAGCCACACCGAAAGCCACUCUCAAGCGCUCUGCUGCCUCUGCAUCUGCAGCAUCUGCAGCGUUGAAGAGGCCGGCAUCCCGCGGUGGAAGAGUGAAAGAUCCCAACCACAUAUCGGUCUGUGCAUCCAAGUACAAGUCGAAUGGCAUCUGGGGCAUCAAGCUUGCCCAAAAGGAAGUGAGUCGUGCAGCAGUCAAAGCGGAGCUGAUUCGAACCAAAGGCUCUGUGGAAGCUGGCCAAGCACUGAGGGAGUCACAGCAGACUGAGCGUCGCCUGCAUGCCCUGCGUUUGGCGCUGACUUGUUACAACGGGUCUGGCAGUUGCGCUGUUGAGACCUUUGAUUUGUCUCAAGAUCAGAAAUUGAUCUUUCUUCGAUGCUUCUGGGUCCAAGCGCGGCCGUUUGGUCCCGAACUGUCAUAA
Molecule: messenger RNA, 1536 nt
Organism: Cladocopium goreaui
Lineage: Eukaryota; Dinophyceae; Suessiales; Symbiodiniaceae
Source: the annotation of a GenBank genome assembly